This is a messenger RNA of Clarias gariepinus (North African catfish), 4484 nucleotides long. It is a transcript of the gene lrpprc, whose product is annotated as leucine-rich pentatricopeptide repeat containing. Bases 19 to 4317 code for a protein of 1432 amino acids. The record is from RefSeq and is a predicted model, not a curated record. Gene Ontology annotation, molecular function: protein binding. The transcript is spliced from 38 exons. Lineage: Eukaryota; Metazoa; Chordata; Actinopteri; Siluriformes; Clariidae.
CUCUGUCGCAGGUUAAACAUGGCCGCGCUCUUAAGAUCUACCCGGCUGCUGAAGCUCUCACCUUCUCCUUUGCUCCGAGUGAAGAUAAACAGUCAUGGGCCGCAGAUUCAUCGCUUAUACAGCGGCGCGGUCUGCGGGAGAGGAGCUCGAGCAUGUGCGCACGAGCUCGCUGUGAGGUCUCUGAGUGUGAGCAGGUCUGCUUGGUCCUCUCAGGGUCUGCGGUGCUUCAGUGCAGCUGCUGAGAGGAAAGGUGUGGUGAAAGAUGAACCUAGUAUUGCAUUACGCACCAAGCAGGCCCAGCAGUUCGACUGGGCUCUCGCUAAGCUAGACAGCUCGGUCAGACGCACCGGUCGAGUCACCAAAACAUUGAUUCAGCGCAUCUUUCAUGACAUCUGCCGAACAGGAUAUCCCAGUAGCAAUCAGGCCCUGCUGUUGCUGAGGAGCUGUGGUUCACUCUUGCCUGAGAUGCCCCUUGAAGAGCGCAAUCAGCUGGCACACCGGAUCUGGGAGAAGCUGCAGGAGUUGGGUGCCACGUACGAUGUAAGCCAUUACAAUGCGCUGCUUAAAGUCUACCUGCAGAAUGAGUUCAAAUUCUCGCCCACUGAUUUUCUUGCCAAGAUGGAAGCGGCCAAUGUGCAGCCCAACAGAGUGACGUAUCAGAGACUGAUUGCAGCAUACUGUCAAAACGGUGACAUUGAAGGCGCAAGUAAAAUCUUGGGCUUUAUGAAGAGCAAAGACUUACCCAUCACGGAGGCCGUGUUCAACUCUCUGGUGACGGGGCACAGCCGAGCUGGAGACAUGGAGAGUGCGGAAAACAUCCUGUCGGUCAUGAGAGGGGCGGGUAUCGAGCCAGGCCCAGACACUUACCUUGCUUUACUUGUGGCUUAUGCCGAAGUGGGGGACAUGACCAAAAUCAAAGAGACUCUGAACACGGUGCAGAGCAAAGAGGUCAACCUUAUGGACAGAGACCUGAUGCAGGUGGUGUUCAGUCUGGCUAGAGCUGGCCAUCAGCAGUAUGUCCCUGAAAUAGUGGAGAGCAUGCGGCAUGAGAGAGGCUACGUGCCAGAUGCAAUGAACCUGUGCCUGAGUCUUAUCACGCAGGGCUUUGAGGACACUGCGUUUACUGUGCUGAAAACCUUCCCCGGUUUACAGACAGAGCUGCAGGACGGGGAAACUCUAAACAUGGGCAACUUUUUCCUCCGGCAUUGUGUCAACAUGAAUAAGUCUCCUGAAAAGUUGGUCAGUUUCUGCACACAGCUGAAGGAUUCCAACCUGCACUCUUCACCACUGCAGUUUACACUGUACUGCGCUCUGGAGUCCAAGAACACAGCCAUGGCAGUAGAGGUGAUGAAGAAGAUGAAGGAAGAAAGUCUUCCCAUCAGGCCUCACUACUUCUGGCCCCUUUUAAUCAAGCACCAGAAAGACAAGAACAUAUCAGGUACUCUGGAGGUCCUGAAGGCGAUGCAAGAGCUGAACGUUCAUCUCGACGUUGACACUUACUCUACAUACGUGCUACCUACUUUCAACUCAGUCGACAGCGCCCGCGUUGCUCUUAAGGACGCUGGUUGUGCAGUCGACACUGACGACUUCGUUGCAGCAGAAGUGCGAACUGUGGCAGCGAGUGGAAGACUUUCCGAGCUUUAUUCUCUGUUGUCUUCAGCCACCUUUCCAGGCACUUCUCUUAGUUCUUUCAGAGGAAGCCUGAUCAGUGGCUUUAGGGGGUCUAAAGAUGUGCAGAGCAUGGCUAAGAUCACAGAGCUGCUUUAUAAAGAUAGCCGCUUUGGUGAGGCUGAGACAGACCGAGCAGAAGACACAGCCUACUUUCUCUUUAACCUUUUUGAUGGAAUGACUGAGACUGAUGUGCAGGCCAAAGAGGAGAUGUUGAGAGAAUACCUCAAUCAGCUCAGCAGUAUGAACAUUAUCAUUCACGUUAACAUCUACAGAGGAAUCAGGAACAUCCUAAACUCCUACCAUGUGCCAGAGUUAAUUAAGGACGUUCUUGCUCUUGUGGACAAACAAAGCCGGGAAGACACCGAGUCUAAGGUUCUUGAAGGGAAGCUAGGCAUUCAGGAAAGAAAGCUGGAGGAGCUGAAAUCCAAAGGGAAGCCGUUUGGAAGUGUGUUCAGGCAGCUGAUCGCUUCUCUGUGUGCUGAGGAGAACCUGUCCCAUGCUCUGGAGCUAAAAGCUCAGUAUGAGGAUGAAAUGACUGCCAGUUGCUAUGCCCAGCUCAUCAACCUGUGCUGUCGGCACGACAACCCGGAGGAAGCACUGAACCUCAAGAGAGAGCUUGCCCGUAAGGAUUCCGAGGUCACGCUGGAUGCCAACAAAUACAUGAGCUUGGUCAGGGUGCUCACCAAACAUGGCAGGGUUGAAGAGGCUGUGGACAUCCUGAAAGAGAUGAAGGAGAAGAAUGUGAGGAUGUUGGACACCACGACCACCAGGUUGUUCCACGUUCUCAACGCAGCCGCUCUGAAGGGCGACGUCGCCACCAUACGCCGCCUGCAGGACGCGGUGUUCACCUUAGGCCUGGUCAAGCCCACCAGCAACCUCUGCUCACCUCUGGUUUCCGCUUACCUGGAGAGUGGGGACGUGACUGGAGCUCUGGAGGCGAGCAUGGAUUGCCAGAAACAGUACAACCAAAUGCCCCGCAUUCAUGACAUCAUCUGCUGUCUGGUGGAGAAAGGAGAGACUGAGCCACUACAAAAAGCUAUGGACUUUGUGAGCCAGGAGCGCGGCGAGAUGAUGAUGCUCUACGACCUUUACUUCGCGUUCUUGCAGACGGGCCGCUACAAGGAGGCACGCAAAAUCCUUGAGACCCCUGGUUUGAGGGCGAGAGCUGGUCGGCUACAGUGGUUUGCUGAGAAGUGCAUUGCAUCUCAGCAGAUGGAGCCUCUUGAAAACAUGGUGGAUAUGACCGCAAAGCUGUUUGAAUGCGACCGAGACGAGAUGUACCACUACUUGCUGCGCCUCUGCAAGGACACCAACGACUGGCAAAAGGCAGAAGCAGUCUGGACUAAAAUGCAGGAGGAGAAUGUGAUUCCCAGAGAAAGAACUCUGCGCCUGCUUGCUGAUAUCCUCAAGAGCAACGACCAGGAAGUGCCCUUUGACAUGCCCGAGCUGUGGUAUGAACAACCUGAAGGCGAGGAACACUCUGAGGACAUCCAUCAAGAGAGCUUAAAAGUGGAAGAAAGUAAUGGCUUCGCAGUGUCCCCUGCAAAAGAGACUAAACCCCAUGAUUAUCACCUAACUGUUAUGGCUCUGAGCAAAAAAGGAAAAGUUGAAGAGGCCUUCAAGGUGGUAAAAGAGACCCACAGGAAGGGUGUGGCUCUUGGAGCUGGUUCAUAUGACAUCCUGAUCAAGGCCCUGCUGGCCAGAGGAAACCUGAAGGGUGCCAUGGAAGUCAAAGACAUCGCUUCCAAACAUAUCGCAGGAUUCAAGCUGAGCGAAAUGGCCAACAAUCUCCAUAUAGUCACACUGCUAAAGCAAGGAGACAUUAAAGGGGCGUCGGCUAGUUUUAAGGACAUGCUGAAGUCUGAACAGGUGCCUUCACAACUGGCUAUUACCCGAUUGGUCCAGGGCCUGGGUAGCCAAGGAGACAUAGCGGGCAUCGACGAAGUGGAAAGCUUGGUUAAUACUUUGGGAUCCACCAUCAACCUGUCCUACAUGCUGUUUGUGAACAACAAGGCUAUUGCUCAUAUCAAAAACGGAGACCUUAACAGUGCAGUGGAAGGGCUCGAGACGUUAUACACCCAAAACCCAGAUGGUCCACAAAAAAGUAUUGCCUUUGUCUACCGUAAAGUCCUUGAAGCCUACAACAGGGAUGCACUUGAUAAAUUAAGUGCCAUGGCGGAGCGGCUGUGUAAUCACUUUGCCAUCUACAGACCUGCCACAGACCUCUUUCUGCAGUACAUAGACGCAGGCAAAGUAGAGGAUGCCAGGUUUCUGUUACAGCGAUGUGCAGCAGUGGCUGAGCAGAAGGAAAAUAUGGUGGCCUACAUGACCAACGUUUCUCAGAGUCCAGGGCAGAUUGCCAAAAUAAAGAACCUGCUCGAACUUAUCCCAGACAUUGACAAAGAAAAAGCCUGCACCUUCCUGUUGAAAUGCUAUAGUGUGGAUAAGGACCUGACUUCAGCCAAGGCUCUUUAUCAGCAGAUGCAAGAUGAAGGGCUGCAUGUGAACGAGUUGUCUCUGAAGAGACUGGCCAUGCUGUACAAGAAUGCCGGCGAGGCCGUGCCCUUCGAAGAGCCACCAGAGACCUUCAAAUUCUACGCAGACAAACUGAAGGGCGCACAGACCCAGAGUUCUACAGAUAACUAGAUUCAUUUUGUUCUUCCUUUGUCUCUCUUUUUUUUAUAUAUAUGUAAACCCAGAUCCUCUACUGCUGUGAAGUCAGUGAUGCUUGUUAAACUCUCGCUCAUUACAACUGCAUUGAAAACAAUGUCGUGUACAGAAGUAUUUAUGCUAAUAAAUGUGUUACCAAUGUU